This is a messenger RNA of Hyla sarda, 2495 nucleotides long. RefSeq names its product eukaryotic translation initiation factor 4H (gene EIF4H). Lineage: Eukaryota; Metazoa; Chordata; Amphibia; Anura; Hylidae. Bases 100 to 975 code for a protein of 291 amino acids. The record is from RefSeq and is a predicted model, not a curated record. Gene Ontology annotation, molecular function: RNA binding. The transcript has 9 exons.
AGAGCAGUGUGCAGGCAUCUGCACGGACAGCCCUGCCUGCGCUAUAUUGUGGGGUCCUAGCAGCCUGGCCGCUUUGGCUGCGAAGAGGAGAGAGCAGCAAUGGCGGAUUUCGAGACCUUCGACGAUCGGGCCUAUAGCAGCUUCGGAGGCGGCAGAGGGCCCCGACGAGGCGAUUCUGGUCCCGGUCCACGUAAACAAAAAGAUCUUCCCACAGACCCACCAUUCACUGCAUAUGUGGGCAACCUUCCAUUCAAUACUGUACAAGGAGACCUAGAUAACAUCUUUAAAGAAUUGAGUAUGAGAAGCGUGCGGUUAGUACGAGACAAGGAGACAGACAAAUUUAAAGGUUUCUGCUAUGUAGAAUUUGAUGAUCUGGAGUCCCUUAAGGAAGCUUUGUCAUAUGAUGGUGCACUUUAUGGUGAGCGUUCUUUGCGAGUUGAUAUAGCAGAGGGCAGAAAACAAGACAAAGGGGGCUUCGGUUUCAGGAAAGGUGGAUCUGAUGACAGAGGAGGAGGAAACGAUAGUUACGGCUCUAGAGGAGGUUCAAGAGAUGACUUCAAUUCUGGAAACGAUAGUUACGGCUCUAGAGGAGGUUCAAGAGAUGACUUCAAUUCUGGAAACGAUAGUUACGGCUCUAGAGGAGGUUCAAGAGAUGACUUCAAUUCUGGAUUCAGAGAUGAUGACUUCUUAGGAAGGGGAGGUAGGGGAGGAAGUCGUGGUGGUCCUCCUAGUGAUCGGCGUGGACCACCACCACCAGGGGGUCCUGGACGUUUCAGAGAUGCACCACCACCACCACGUGGAGGAUCUAUGGACUUCAGAGAACCUACAGAAGAGGAAAGGGCACAGAGACCACGACUGCAACUUAAACCCAGGACAGUUGCGACCCCGCUCAAUCAAGUAGCCAAUCCUCACUCCGCUAUCUUUGGUGGAGCCAAACCCCGAGAGGAAGCUGGCGAAACAAAGGCGAAGGAAUGAGCUGAACAUUGGGAGGGAUAGAGGAGAGAGUAAUCUGAUCACUAUGGAACAUCAUCCCUGCAGUUAUCCUUCCUGCCUCCUGACAUUCACUCCUCAUCUCCCUCCUGUCUCAAACUGAACACUGAGCUUGUGAAUGCAUGUCAGCUGUUAACAAGUGGUUUUUAGUACGUUCUCCGCUUUUCUGUAUCUUGUACCUGCAUUGUGCUGUUUCCACCACUAUCCUUCUUGCUAUCUGCAGAGUGAUGCCCUGCAGGGAAAGCCUCUUCCAAAAACGGAGUUUAUUUUGGACAUGGGAGAAGAAUUGCAAUUUUUUUUUUUUUUUUUUCAUUUUUGCAAUACAUUGUUCUUUUUAGUUUAAGGGGGAUUGUGUUAAUGUUGUGUUAACACUUAGUUGCCCUUGAGUUUAGUGCUUUGCCUCACCUCUUACCUGCAUGUUUUGUUCUGUAUUGCCAAGACUCUAAGAUGGUAGUACCUGGCAUAUGUGUUUUGUGCCACGGAUUAAAGUGACAGUCAAUUGCUAACCUGUAAACUUGACUAGGUUUUUUGGCUUUAAGCCUGUUUUACAAACGCCUCCCUGUAUUUGUACAGAACACUCUAUAUACUUCUCCACAUGGCGAAGAUUUAUCUGAAAUACCUUGUUAAAUUUUUGUUUACCUUGGCGUAUAUAUAUGUCUUAUCCUAUCACAUGUCUAGUUUGCUUAAUAAUGUGCAUCACGACUGAUUAGACUUUCUUGCUGUACUGUGCAAUUGAUGUACAAUAUAGAGACAAAUUCAAGAAAAUGGAUGUGCUAAGUAGAAUUUUCUUAGUAAAGUUUUUUUUACAUUGCCUUUUUUAGCAUACACACAAUAAAAGUCUAUUUUUUGGUUUCUCUGCUUUUAAAGCUUUUCAACUGAAAAUUUGAGCCUUAAUUAUACGAUUUCUGCAAACAGAGCAUUAAUAGUGCUGAUAUGCAUUCGUAGUGGUUUUUAUUUUUUCCCCCCUUUUUUUGAUAUUUGUGCUGGCUCUGACUGGGCAGUACCAAUAUCAAAAAGUAUAAAUAAGGACAUUAAUAUUUGAGAGGUGGCAUAAAGCAUAGGAUUUAGUUUUGUUAAUAUCCAUUUUCCUUCGCUGGUACAGAUAGUUAUGGCAGAAGGAUCUUAUACCAGUAUUAUAGUAAAAGUAAAGGAGAGCAGAUAUUUUUACCUCCAGUGUCUCAGCAGAUUAAUUCCUUUCACUCUUUUCUCUACAUACAUUCUCUGCAUUAAGAACCAUUUGUCUAACACUAGCACCUAAAAUACGACAUGCUUUGUGUGGUAAUAUACAAGAAGAAACACCAUACCCUCAAAUUAAUUCUAGAUUUAUUUACAUCUGCAGUUUGUGGAAGCUUAAUGACAGAACAAACAGCUUCAUAGCUGCUCUAUACAUUUGACUUUACAGUGGGAAUUCCAAACACUCAACAUGUUCCGCUUCACGACAGAAAGUAAAUAUAUGGACAUGGUAUUUUGUGGAAGAUCUUUUAAAUAAAAGAAAACGUAAUGAA